AUGGAAAUGGAGGGAACAGAGGGGCAUAGGUCCCCUGCAGUUACUUCUUCAUUUCUUCUCUUUCUUUUCCUUUACUCACGCAGUUUUUCCCUUCAAAAUGACCAACUGAUUCUUCGAUCGACGCCAUUGAUAAAGAGCUUGAAUUUCGCUAUGAAUUUUAAGUUUACGGUUACUCUGUUUCUUGCGGUUACUCUUGUCUUUGCUCUUUGUGAAGCUCUUAAGGAAGGACAAAGUUGUGUAGCCAAUGGAAACUGUGAUUCAGGGCUACAUUGCGAGACUUGCCUUGCAAAUGGCAAUGUCCGUCCGCGUUGUACUCGACUUCUGCCUGUCAAUCCUCUUUCAAAGGUGAAAGGAUUGCCGUUUAAUCGGUACUCUUGGCUGACGACGCACAAUUCUUUUGCCAAAUUGAAAGCGAAGUCCGGGACAGGAGGUGUAAUAUUAGCUCCAAUGAAUCAGCAGGACACCAUCACCGAACAGCUAAAUAAUGGUGUUAGAGGUUUAAUGCUUGAUAUGUAUGACUUUGACAAUGACAUCUGGCUAUGUCACUCAUUUGGAGGGCAAUGCUACAAUUAUACAGCUUUUCAAACUGCAAUCAAUGUCUUGAGGGAGAUAGGAGUGUUUCUUGAAGCAAACCCUUCAGAAAUUGUUACGAUUAUAAUUGAGGACUACGUAAGAUCGCCGAAUGGCCUAAACAAGGUGUUUGAUGCGGCUGGGCUUAGAAAAUUCUGGUUUCCAGUUUCUCGGAUGCCUAAAAAUGGUGGAGAAUGGCCAACUGUAGCUGAUAUGGUUCAGCACAAUCAGCGAUUGGUUGUCUUCACAUCUAAGUCUGCCAAAGAAUCCUCAGAAGGCAUUGCUUAUGAGUGGAGAUACUUGGUAGAAAACCAAUAUGGAAAUGGUGGCAUGAAACCCGGUUCUUGUCCAAAUCGUGCAGAAUCAUCUGCUAUGAGCGAUAAGUCAAGGUCGUUAGUCCUUAUGAACUACUUUACUGAUGCCCCAGAUUUUGCUCAAGCUUGCGAGCAUAAUUCAGCCCCACUCAUUGACAUGAUGAACACAUGCAAUGAAGCCGCUGGUAAAAGGUGGCCUAACUUCAUUGCUGUUGAUUUUUACAGGAGAAGUGAUGGAGGUGGAGCCCCUGAAGCUGUAGACUUGGCAAAUGGACAUCUAGUCUGCGGGUGUGCAAACAUUGCCUCUUGCAAGGAGAAUAUGACUUUUGGAGCAUGUGAUCUACCUGAACCAAGCAUUUCUCCAAAAACACCAGCAGCGGCAGAUAAAAAUGUAACGAGCUUUUCAAAUUUGAAUUUCCAACCAAAGCUGCAAUGGUUGUUGGGAACAACAUUAGUAUCUUUUUUCUUAUUGUUAAAUUGAGGACCAGCAGCCUAAACAAGUUUAUAUUUGCUUCUCAAGCAUUAAGGAUUAGAUUUUACUGAAAGCAUCUGUAGAGAAAAAGGGAAUAUUCUGUAGUAGGUGAUUAUCACCACCACACAAACUAAUUAGCAAUAGUUAAUCUUCUGACGUACUUUCGGAUUUUAGAGAAUUGGAGCUAAGGAGUCUGAAUGGUGUGUGGAUCAAUUGUGAAAAAACUGUGCAUCUUUCCUUUAGUAAAACGGUUGAUGUGAAGUUAGUUUAGCUUA
This is a messenger RNA of Solanum dulcamara, 1631 nucleotides long. RefSeq names its product PI-PLC X domain-containing protein At5g67130. The coding region runs from base 1 to 1365 and encodes 454 amino acids. Gene Ontology annotation, biological process: lipid metabolic process. Lineage: Eukaryota; Viridiplantae; Streptophyta; Magnoliopsida; Solanales; Solanaceae. Gene Ontology annotation, molecular function: phosphoric diester hydrolase activity. The record is from RefSeq and is a predicted model, not a curated record. The transcript has 10 exons.